Molecule: messenger RNA, 1368 nt
Organism: Spinacia oleracea (spinach)
Lineage: Eukaryota; Viridiplantae; Streptophyta; Magnoliopsida; Caryophyllales; Amaranthaceae
Exons: 1
Coding region: 1-1368 (455 amino acids)
Molecular function (GO): catalytic activity
Source: RefSeq, a predicted model, not a curated record
AUGAAAAUUUGCAUGUGGAAUGUUAGGGGUGCAAAUAGAAACUUAUUUUUAUCGCAUGCAAAGGAAGUUAUUUUCAACCAAAAUCCAGAUAUUUUCAUUUUUCUUGAAACAAAAGAUGAUGGUUCUAGGGCCAGGGAGACCAUGAUAGCUCUAAAGUUCUCAGACUUCAGGGUGGUUAGACCAGUAGGGACUAGAGGGGGAAUUUGGAUGUUUUGGAAAAAAACAGUUGACAUGGUCCUUUUUUAUGCUGAAAAUACUUAUUUUCAUUCGCUUUUUCAUUUCAAAAAUCUGGGGAAGGAGGGUCUAGUAACAGCCAUGCAUGCUCCUAGUUCUUCUAAGGAUGAAUUCAGUCAUUGGAAUUCUAUUCGUUCAAAUUUACCUCCUAAGAACACUCUGUGGCUGGUUUUGGGAGACAUGAAUGAGAUAACCAGUCAAUUUGAGAAAAUAGGGGGUAGACCAUUUCGUGUGAAUCAAGGAAAGGAUAUGGUGAAUUUUAUGGAUGACGAUAGGCUAGUGGAUUUGGGUUUUAAUGGCUGUCCUUUCACCUGGACUAAUGCGAGGGAUGGCCAGAAUCUCAUCCAAGAGAGACUUGAUCGUGCACUAGCUAACUCACCAUGGAUGGAGGCUUAUCCACAUACUAUGGUUCAUCACUUACCUCGCACCUUUUCUGAUCACUCUUCUCUUUUAAUAUCGCUUUCUAAUAUUUCUGCUACAGGACCUUUUCCUUUUAGAUGUAAAGAAGUGUGGUUAUCACACCCUGAUUUUACUAAUUAUUUUGUUAGCAAUUGGAAUCCCCCUAAUAAUUCUUUUCUGCAGGGAAGAGAGGAAUUUCUUAAGUCUAUUCCUAUUUGGAAUUAUAACAUUUUUGGCAAUUUAAAAAAACAAAAAAAUGAACUUUUAUCAAGAAUUGACGGAAUACAGAUUGCCUUAAGUAAAAAUUAUUCUAGAUAUUUAAUUGAUUUAGAAAAAAAUUUAAUUCAGAAUCUCAAUGAUAUUUUACACAAAGAAAGAUUGAUUUGGACACAAAAAUCGGGCAUGAACUGGAGAAAAUAUGGAGAUUAUAAUACCAAAUAUUUCCAUAUGAUAGCCAAUAUUAAGAAAUCUAGGGGAAAAAUUUUAACCUUAAAAAACAGUGAUGAUGUGUGGAUUACAGAUCAAACUCAACUUAAGGACAUGUCAACGACCUACUUUCAAAAACUUUUUACUACUACUCGUUUACAUGGUAAUUUAUAUUGCAAUACUCAUAGUACUUUACCCAUUAAUCAUGAGGAGUACAACUUUUUGAAUUCGCCUAUUUCUAUGGAAGAAGUUAAGAACAAUCUUUUUGCUAUGAGUCCGAUUAAAGCUCCCGGACCGGAUGGGAUUUAA